AUGAAAUAUAAAUUGUCGGUUUAUUUUUGUUAUUUGAGCCUCAGCUUCCUCGCGAGCCUCUCGGAGUCGCUGCAGGCCGUCAGCCUCUUCCGCCUGCUGUCUGUACACCACAAACUCCCGCUGCAGGCCGUCAACGCCCUGCUGCUGCUCUCCGCAGCAGCAAGGGCCCUCUGCGGCUUCUUCUGGGGCCCCCUGCUGGACCUGGGGGGCCCCCCUCUUGGCUGCUGUUUGUUUUUCCUGUGUUCCCUGGGGGCCUCGCUGCUCACGCGCUGCACUGUCUCCUUUUCCCUCUUAGCAGCAGCGAGGCUUUUCGGCGGCGCAGCCACCAGCCUUUUGGAGACAGCCUUCGAGGCCUUCGCCGUCCACGGACACAGGCAAACCCAGCAGCAGCAGCAGCAGCAGCUGCUGCUGCAGCAGCAGCAGCAGCAGCAGACGGGGGCGCAGCACUCGCUCUGGGGGCAGCAGGAGAAGGCGCGGCAGCAGCAGCGGCUGCAGCAGCAGCUGCUGCAGCAGCAGCAGGCGGGCCCGCGGCCGCCGCAGCAGCAGCUGGACCGAAUGCUGGCGCACGGCUCUGCUGCUGCUGCAGUGGCUGCCGUUGCUGCUGGCCAGGGCCUGCUGCUGAGCAACUUGCUGCUGCCUGAGCUGUCCCGCAACAACAACAGCAGCAGCAGCAGCAGCAGCAGCAGCAGCAGCAGCAGCAGCAGCAGCAGCAGCAGCAGCAGCAAAGAGAAGCGCCGCUGGUUCUCCUGCUCCUUGGGGGCCAUUCGCCUGUUUGCUUCUUCAGCAGCAGCACGUGUUGCCUUUCUGCUGCAGCUGCUGUUUGAGGUCUCUCUCGAGCUUUUCAUUGCGGCCUGGGUCCCCCUGCUGCUGUCGCAGCAGGCCCUGCCCAGCAGCAGCAGCAGCAGCAGCAGCAGCAGCAGCAGCGGCAGCAGCAGCAGCAGCAGCAGCAGCAGUUCGAUGGGCGGCGGCGCCCCGCAUUUGAGCUGUACAGACACCUCGGCUGCGCCGAUGCAGCCGGGCGGCGCAGCGCGCAUGCGCAGUUUAAAUUCAAAUUCAAAUUUGGAUUUAAAUUCAAAUUUAAAUUCAAAUUUAAAUUCAAAUUUAAAUUUAAAUUCAAAUUUAAAUUCAAAUUUAGUUUGCUUCGGCUUUCAGCUUUCUCCAGACCUCUUCAUCGGAGCUGCUUUCGCUCUCCUCAUGACGGCCACCGCAGGCGGCUCUUUGCUGUUCAGUGCCGUAAAGCAAGCUGCUGCUGCUGCUGUUGCUGCUGCUUUUGCUGCUGCUGCUGUUGCUGCUGCUUUUGCUGCUGCUGCUUGUGUUGCUGCUGAUGCUUCUGCUGCUGCCGCUACUCCUACUGGCGGUGCUGCUUUUUCUGCUUCAGCUGCUGCUUCAGCGAUUUCUCCUGCUGCAGUUGCUGCUCUUCUGCUGCAGCUGCUGCCGCGUGUGCUGCAGCCGCUGCUCUUGCUUCUGCAUUUGCUUCUGCUGCUGCUGCUGUUCUUUUCUGUGCCGCUGCUCUUUUUAUAA
Molecule: messenger RNA, 1521 nt
Organism: Eimeria necatrix
Lineage: Eukaryota; Apicomplexa; Conoidasida; Eucoccidiorida; Eimeriidae
Exons: 2
Coding region: 1-1521 (506 amino acids)
Biological process (GO): molybdate ion transport
Cellular component (GO): membrane
Molecular function (GO): molybdate ion transmembrane transporter activity
Source: RefSeq, a predicted model, not a curated record